UUUUUUUUUCUUCCCUGACAAAGCACAGACCACCUUUUGGAGAAUGGAGGACCCAGCAAGCGAGAUUCCGUCCGUCAUCUAUAUGCUGACAACAGGGACACCUUCGGAACAGAAACAUACCUUGGAGACAUACUUUACCCCAGACAGUAGCUUUCAACAUCCUUUUUGUCGAGUUUCCAGCUUUUCAGACAUAUCCAUCCCCUUACUUGGAGUUAUUAAUUCAAGAUGGGUCAUGUGGAUGAUUUAUCGGUGGUACAAGUUCCUCAGUCCUAAAAUUGCAAUUGAAGUGCAUUCUGUUGUUCAGGACCUUAAGAAACGUGUCCUCUAUGUCGAAAUCUCUCAAGUCUUCUCUCUCUGGUUCGUUCCUCUCUAUAAAUCGCAUGUGCACUUUGUCGCGGCUCUACAUUUAACCCAAUUCCCAGAUGAUAAACGGUACUACAUAUUUAAACAAGAGGAUCACUAUCAAUUCAAUGAGUUUGUCAAGUUUGUUUGGCCCGGUGGAGACACUUUCUUGACCAUUUGGCAAUUCACUGCGACCCUGGCUUGCAUCAUUGGCGGACUGUUAUUAGCGCCCUUGACCUUUUGGACGUGGAGGAGAGAGUAACCUAGAAAGGAAAUAAAGCCAUCGCAGG
This is a messenger RNA of Lobosporangium transversale, 632 nucleotides long. RefSeq lists its product as hypothetical. The record is from RefSeq and is a predicted model, not a curated record. Bases 44 to 604 code for a protein of 186 amino acids. Lineage: Eukaryota; Fungi; Mortierellomycota; Mortierellomycetes; Mortierellales; Mortierellaceae. The transcript has 3 exons.